AUGAGCGGCGUCGUCGUGCUCUCGCAGCUUGUGCACCCGGAGUUCAAGAGCAUCGCCCGCCGCGACGUGGUCGUUUGGAAGCGGGCGCGUCUCGAAUACGAGACCUCGAUGCGGCGUGAAUGCCAGCGAACGAGCCGGAGCUACUCAGCGACGUGUGUUCCAGUCCGCGACUCGUUCGCUCCCGUCGGGUAUCUCGAGUUCCUGAUGAAGACCAAGUGGGGCCUCUGGGACGACUACAACUUGCUGAACGUGCCUGAAGACGAGCUUUGGGGAGCGAUCAACGGGAUCAUCGACAAGGAGACCAACAAGACGGUGCGCACGUACGACAAGGUUUUCAGCUCGCUCGACCUCGACCACAACGAAGAAGAUAUCGAAGAGCGGGUCAACAGCUUUGUUUUCAAGGCCUCGCAAAUGAUUGAAGAGCAUGGCCUCGGCGAGAAGCUCGAGAACGGCAAGCUCAAGGCCAAGAUCUUCAAGGCGCUUGUCGAUCGGCUCCGUCCCCAAGAGCUACAGACGGACGUGAAGCAGCUGAUGGAUGAGAAGAUGGCGGUCAACAAGCAGGCUGGCCUCAAGCACCUCGGGAAGAUCAUCUUGAAGCGAGCGCUUCUCUACAAGUCGUGGAGCCCCAAGACGAAGCGCCUUCGCGACAAGGAGUCGUCCGACGAAGAAGAAGAACAGCAAGGUGCACGCAAGAAGAAGAAGCGCAAGUUCAAGCAGAAGGACACCAAGACACCAGUGCAGAAGGAUACCAAGGACGACGGCAAGGAACGUCCGUGCUGGCACUGCGGCAGCAAGAAGCACAAAUUGCAUGACUGCCCGAGCUCGAACGCGAAGCAAAAGAAGCUGCCGUCAAGAAGAACUGGAAAAGCGGUCGACGCGGCGGCGGCGGCAGCGAACAAGGCGGCAACGGUGGCGGCGACACGAAGAAGAUCAAGUUAA
This is a messenger RNA of Saprolegnia parasitica CBS 223.65, 939 nucleotides long. RefSeq lists its product as hypothetical. Bases 1 to 939 code for a protein of 312 amino acids. The transcript has a single exon. The record is from RefSeq and is a predicted model, not a curated record. Lineage: Eukaryota; Oomycota; Saprolegniomycetes; Saprolegniales; Saprolegniaceae.